Hibiscus syriacus is the source of this 1440-nucleotide messenger RNA. RefSeq names its product DEAD-box ATP-dependent RNA helicase 46-like. The coding region runs from base 1 to 1116 and encodes 371 amino acids. Gene Ontology annotation, molecular function: RNA binding; RNA helicase activity; ATP binding. The transcript is spliced from 6 exons. Gene Ontology annotation, cellular component: cytoplasm; nucleus; ribonucleoprotein complex. The record is from RefSeq and is a predicted model, not a curated record. Lineage: Eukaryota; Viridiplantae; Streptophyta; Magnoliopsida; Malvales; Malvaceae.
AUGGGUCCAACUGUGUUAGUUUUAUCACCAACUAGGGAGUUAGCUACUCAGAUACAAGAGGAAGCUAACAAAUGGCUAUGGUCAUUUCUACAAGAGGAAGCUAACAAGUUUGGGAAAUCAUCAAGAAUUAGUUGUACAUGUUUAUAUGGGGGAGCACCAAAGGGUCCUCAGUUGAGAGAGAUUGAGAGAGGAGUAGAUAUUGUGGUUGCCACUCCUGGCAGGUUAAAUGAUAUUCUGGAGACGAGAAGAAUCAGCCUCCACCAAGUUUCUUACCUUGUGUUAGAUGAGGCUGAUCGCAUGUUGGACAUGGGAUUUGAACCUCAAAUACGGAAGAUUGUGAAAGAAGUUCCUACUCGCAGGCAGACACCAAUGUACACGGCAACAUGGCCAAAGGAAGUCCGUAAAAUUGCAGCUGAUCUACUGGUAAAUCCUGUUCAGGUCAACAUCGGCAAUAUUGAUGAGCUUGUGGCAAACAAGUCUAUUACCCAGUAUGUUGAAGUGUUAUCACCAAUGGAAAAGCACAGAAGAUUGGAGCAGAUACUGCACUCACAAGAACCAGGAUCCAAGAUAAUUGUUUUUUGUUCAACUAAGAAGAUGUGUGAUCAACUUGCUCGCAACCUCGCUCGACAAUUUGGAGCUGCUGCUAUCCAUGGAGACAAGUCUCAGGCUGACAGAGAUUACGUGUUGAGUCAGUUUCGCACUGGGAGGUCCCCAGUGCUUGUUGCUACUGAUGUUGCAGCUCGCGGAUUGGAUGUUAAAUACAUAAGGGUGGUAAUCAACUAUGACUUUCCGACUGGGGUUGAGGAUUAUGUUCAUAGGAUUGGGACGACUGGAAGGGCAGGUGCUACCGGAUUAGCAUAUACAUUCUUUUGUGAUCAGGAUUCGAAGCAUGCUUCAGAGCUAAUCAAAGUUCUAGAAGGUGCAAACCAGAGGGUGCCUGCAGAACUUCAUGAUAUGGCUUCACGUGGUGGUGGGAGGGGAAUGCCUAGACGUUGGACUCCCAAUUCUGGUGGCCGUCCUGGGUUUGGAUAUGGUGGCAGGGAUGGUGGCAGAGGUGGUCGAGGAAUUUCUACAUUACCAUCUAGAUGGAAUGACAUCUGGAGGACAGGGAUAUAGGCACGAGUCUCGAGAUAGUUACAACAAGGGAAGGAGUCGGAGUCGGAGUCCUGCAGGUUGGGGUGAUCACAGCAAAAGUGGUUCCAUGAACGCAGCCAGAGUCGUAGUGCUGACAGGUAUGAUACUGCUGCUGGACAUCAGCGCUCGUGAGAGGUUCAGGUCACUUUAUAGUGGUGCUGGUAAUAGUGGAAGAUCGAUUGGUGACUCUCAGCAGGAGAGGGGAAUACCCUGGUAAAGGUAUCGGGGAUGAAGAAGAAGGCAUGAUACCUCAUUGAUCUUUUUGACCUAAGAAUUUAGGAAUUUGGUGGUUCAUGUAAGUUUGGU